Molecule: messenger RNA, 1587 nt
Organism: Vigna angularis (adzuki bean)
Lineage: Eukaryota; Viridiplantae; Streptophyta; Magnoliopsida; Fabales; Fabaceae
Molecular function (GO): protein binding
Source: RefSeq, a predicted model, not a curated record
CACUGUGAAAUCUAUGCGUAUGCGCUGUUGGUGUAACCCACUAGAACAUCCAUAGACCCAACACAUUCAUACUCACGACUAUGACUAAUCACCUUGUUUUUUGUGCUUUUACUGUGCUUGCUCUCACUUGCUGUCUUCAGUUUCAAGCCCAUGCUUCUCCUUCAGGAUCAUUGAUCGAGCAUCUGUCUUCACUUCUCAAAUGGAGAAGGUCUAACUCCAAGACCCCUCAGUCAGAUGGAAAUGUUCUUCAAUUUGAGAAUGGUUAUGUAGUGGAGACUGUUGUUGAAGGAAAUGAUAUAGGGGUCGUUCCUCAUAGGAUCCGUGUUUCUGCCGAAUAUGGUGAACUCUUUGCUGUUGAUGCAAUUAAUAGCAACAUUGUUCAAAUCACCCCGCCCUUAUCCCAAUAUAGUAGAGGAAGAUUGGUGGCAGGGUCGUUUCAAGGCUGCACUGGUCAUGUAGAUGGAAAACCAAGUGAUUCUCGUUUCAAUCAUCCCAAAGGCAUAACUGUGGAUGAUAAAGGGAAUGUCUAUGUUGCUGAUACUCAAAAUCUAGCUAUCAGAAAGAUUGGAGAUGCUGGUGUGACAACCAUUGCUGGAGGAAAGUCAAAUGUUGCAGGCUACAGAGAUGGUCCCAGUGAGGAUGCUAAGUUCUCAAAUGAUUUUGAUGUGGUGUAUGUUCGCCCAAUCUGUUCCUUGUUGGUCAUAGAUAGAGGAAAUGCUGCUCUUCGCCAAAUCAUUCUCAAUCAGGAGGAUUGCAAUUAUCAAUCUAGUUCAAUAUCUAUUACAGAUGUCCUCACAGUUGUUGGUGCUGUUUUAGUAGUAUACGCUACAUACAGGUUUCAGCAAGGAUUUGGAUCAUCUUCUUCAUGCAUAAUGCAGCCACCAUCAAAAGGUGAAUUCAAAGGCUAAGACCACAAGGAGGAGACAAAAUGGCCAUCUUUUAGACAGCUUCUUUUGUAUCUUUCUAAUCUCUUCCUCAAAACAUUUAGUUCUUUCUUUCAAUUCAUACCAUGGCAUUCCAAGUCUGAUAGCACCAAGAGAGGCCUGACACCGUUAAAAGAUCAGCUUAAGAUGCCAGAAGAUGAGGUAGAGGCCACCAUGGCAGAUAGGCAAAGGGCUUUUGAUUCACUUCUUACUGAAACUAAGCAUGUUCAUGCUCCAAGCACAGCUGAUAAAUAUUCAGAAAUGACGCCUGCAAAGAUAACAUCAAGCUCUUCCAAGGAUCCCUCUUUCUUAAGAAAACACCAUUAAUCGAAAACACAGGAGUAUGCUGAGUUCUAUGGAUCAACUGAGGUGCCAUCUUAUGCCACAUCUAAGAGCCUGAAGCAAAGGUCUAAACAUCGGCAACGAGAAAAGGUUGGACAUCUUCUUUUGGAGGGUGUUGGAGCAGAGAAAAAACCAGUUAAGGAGAAAAAACCAGUUAAGAUGAGGGGUGUUGAUUAUGGUAAUCCAAAGUUUGAGCAUUACAAUAUGAGGACUAAAUAUGUACCCGAGGAUUCCUUCCGUUUCAAUUCCCAUUAACUGGGUUUACACCUUUUUCUUGGUUCACCUCUUUUACAAGAAUAUAUGAUGAAAUUGAAGCAAGAAA